Messenger RNA from Pseudoliparis swirei, 8057 nucleotides. RefSeq names its product junctional cadherin 5 associated a (gene jcada). The record is from RefSeq and is a predicted model, not a curated record. The transcript is spliced from 5 exons. Gene Ontology annotation, biological process: positive regulation of blood vessel endothelial cell proliferation involved in sprouting angiogenesis. Gene Ontology annotation, cellular component: adherens junction; ruffle membrane. Bases 310 to 5202 code for a protein of 1630 amino acids. NCBI's taxonomy places the organism in Eukaryota, Metazoa, Chordata, Actinopteri, Perciformes, Liparidae.
GCUGCGCUGUGGGCUGGUGAAGAGGGGCUGUUCCCUCAGCAGAUCCCAGCUCAGUCCGUCCAGAGCAGCGGCGGGGAUGAGCGCGGGGCACCAGGAGGCAACGCAACAACUACGCAUUUCACAGUGAUGGCCUCAGCUGCGCAGCUGUGCCGGUGAUCCUGCCGCUGCACGGAGGGAAGAAGCAGAGACGCCUUGACAACCAACCUACCUUUCUUUCUCGCUCACUCGCUCUCUCGCUCUCUCGCUCUCAAAAAAUAAAAGGCAGAGAGAGGAAAAAAAGAAAACACACCAGCAUAAACAAAUGCGACCAUGUACAGCGUGGAGGACCUCCUCAUCUCUCAUGGAUACAAGCUGCCCAAGCAUACCACAUCCUCCUCCUCCACCCCCACCCCAGACCCUGUGUCCUCGUCCUGCCAGGGUCCCUCGUCCUCCCCGCCGUCUUACAACAAGCACCAUGAAGUCCUGGAGAACAGGCCUGGCCCCAGGGCGGUGAACGGCUACGACAGGGGGCCCGGGAUGCCUUAUGGGAACGGUGGCGGAUCCAGGCAGCCCCAAGCGUUCGGAAGUGGCUGUCCCAACAACAACAACAACGAACCCAGGGACAGGGGCCUUUCCAGACGCGAGGGCGAGAUCCGGUGCCAAAUUGAUACCCACUCCUUGGGAGAGUCACUGACCUCGGACAGCGGAUUCUGUGAUGGCACCAGAGGUCCUCAGUCGCAGUUCAAGGAUGUGUCCUACUGGAGGAGGAGAGGCCAGGACUUCACUGUGCUGUUGGACUGUGCUGACCUCAGAGAGACCCAUGGAGGAGGCCACAGGGGUUACGGCAGACUGGAGGGGUCUCAACAAGCAAGAGGCCAAGAGUUGUCUGCCGAGGAGUGUCAGAGAGCAGCUCAGGAGAGGCAGCGCUGGGCAGCCCAGGCCCAGGUCCAGGCUCAGGCCCGCUCUAGAGAGAGGGAAGCAGCUCUCCAUCAUUGGAGGAUGGUGAAUGAGAGGAAGUGCCAGAGCUUGGGGACAGAUGAGUGGCGUCCAGCCGUAAACUUUGGCCGCCAGCUGUCACAGAGUGAGGGUGAGCAUUGGGCACAGGAGCAGCAGCGACUCCAUGCCAGGACACCAGAGGGGAUGGUAGUCAAUCCCAGGGCCAAAGCCAAAUCCCAGUCCCUGCCCAGGAUGCUGCAGCCUGAAAGCCUGCAAUAUGUGGACAUAGACUCGUCCGGUCUGGAACUGUUCAGGCGGGUCAAUGGCCAUCCACUAUCACACUACGACCUUUACAGGCCACCCCGCUGGCCGGAGAAUGGGAGGCCGGCUAGCGCCAACCAACUCUCAAUGACACCAAAGCCCCGCUUCACACGACCCCCCAGACCUCCCUCUUAUGAGAUGCACCAGCAGAUCAGGGGAAGCUGUGAGAUGCUGUCUGGUAGAGACUCAGUGAUACUCCAGGCCAGGGACAGAACCCCACUUCCAAUAUUAAGGACAGGUGACGCUCAACUGGACUAUUUUGCACAGGACUCUGGACCCCCAGGAUACAUCCCUCCACCAUCAUAUACAAGAGCUCCUAUAAUGGGAGGUGGAAACCGGGGAUAUGGUGAAAUUGCUGUUGACUACAGGUACAGAGGGGACGUAUACCAGCAGAUACAAGUGGCUCCAGAUGCAUCUCACUGGUUCACCAGACAUCCAGCGGGUUCCUGGCCUGAUCCCCAGAGAGAAAUGAGCAUGAAGCAGCUUUACCCUGUGUACACUACCCAGGAGCGCCCCGGUGGAGGGAUCCAAUACAUCUCCUUUGAUGACCCCCGUAUCCGCCAUAUUUCCUCAACCCUGCAUGGCAACUCCCUGACGGACGCUAACAAGAUCCGCCACAUCCGUAAUGAACUUCCUAGUGUCACAGUGUCGGAGCCUGCAUCCAGUGACAGUGCCUUUUUGCCCCCACCAUUGGGGCCUUUCAUAGCUGCCAAACUGGCCGAUGAUGCUAACCAGAUGUCUUCUAGCGGCUUCGACAAUGACAAUAACAGGUGGCAUAGUGAUUUGCACAAAGAGGCUGUCGAUAACUUUCCAGCAACUGACCAAAACUGCAACAGAUAUCCCAAAAACCAACGUCCUCCUUCAUCUCCCUGUUCAGCCUUCCAGGCCCCAUUAACAAUAAGUUGUUCUCGUCAGGGGUCCAGCUCAGAUCAUGUCUUUGCAGAAACCAUCACCCAAGUGAAGAAAAUUGUCCCAGAUUCAGGGCCAGAGAACACUAAAAGAAGAGUGAGUGAGACCAUCUUCUGCCUUGUGUCUGUCCCUGUUCACACACCAAUACACAUGAGCAAAGACUUAGCGGCAGAUCAGAAUAACAAUGAGACAAUACCAAGCCUCACUGUCCCCAACACAAAGACUUUUGCUGUAGGCCUCAAAGAAAGCCCUCACGUGCGGAGCAAGUCGGUGAAUGAGAUGCCAAUCAAACCCCAUUACUCUCACUUUCACACCAGCAGCACAUCCUCAAUGAGGAACUACAAGAGGGCUCCUCUAAGGAAGGAGAUAAUAGAUGCCUGGGCACUUCAAGCCAGGGAGGACAAAGAGUUGUGCUGUGCUGGGUCCUGGCCUGGAAACCAGUACCGUAACCAGGAAACCCAAACUGGCUCACCUUUGACAAUUGUGAAAAGUCCAGAACCCCAGAGUCCUCCUGGGGGACAAGAGCCAGUUCAGUCUGUUUCAGACACAACCACAGAUAGUGGUGUGGGACCAGAAAGUAGCUCUUCUUAUGCUUAUCCCAUGGCAGGCCAGAAAAACCUUCAUCCCUCCAGCAACAGCGCAUUUUCCCGUCUCAGCCUCAGCCCAACCCAACCGUCAUCUCUCCAACCCACACAACAAGACCCAUCCUCCCCAUCAAAGGCCUGGGAUCAAGGAGAGCAGCCAUCGGCCCCUGGGAAGAGCAACUCCAAUCCCAUUGAAACUGCAGAGCAAGUGACCUUUGGUCAGUUUCUGUUAAAACCAGUGAACCGUCGACCCUGUGAUGCUAUCUGUGAACUGGAAACCAUUAAUAAGGAGAUGGAAGACACAAUCAGCAAAAGACCCAAUGUGGGUCAGUGCAUUGACGAUCUAAUUGGAGCAGAUAAGAAAUUCGACGGGUUUCAGUCAAGAGUACAGUUCACUGCUGGUCCAGAACCAGACAGGGAAGCAAUCAGUCUUCCAUCAAUGUACAUAGAAAAACCUACAAAUUUAAAACUCAGAUCUACAUCCUUAGAUUCUACCGCUGAUCUAGACUCUAUGGACAUUGAGAGUGCUUUGACCAGAAUACAGGCCAACAACAUACCAUCAACAGAUGAAUUAACCAUUCUCUCCAAGCCAGGCCGCAGAAAGAGUGGCCUUCUGCCUUCACUAACCCCACACAAUGACCCAAAUUGUCUCUAUAGACAGGACAUCCCAGUCCCUCAAGAGUCCUUGCUGAGAGAUGUGGGAUUAACAGUCUACACAGAGACUCCUGGUGGUCCUGGAGAGCCAAUGCAGCGCUCACUCUCAGUCCCAUCUCCACUCGAUCCCAAGGAGUUUAGUCAGACAAUGCAGCUCUCGUGGGAGAGCAGGACAGCACUUGUUAAAAAUAGCGGUAGCCCCAAGCACAAUUCAAAUAAAAAGCUUCAAGCUGAGGCAGAAACUGAGAUUAAGCCUAAAUCAGGCAAUGUUCCACCAUUCAGGGGUGAGGUGAAUUUAAGCAUCUGUAGAACAAGAAGUGAAAACAGCAGAUCACCUAAAAAAGAGAGUUUACCACAUAUCACCAGGCUGACCAGGGAGGUUUAUUUUAUGUUAAAAUAUGGUAAUGCCAAUGGGAGAUAUGCCAGCUCUGAGCCUUUGACCUAUAAGAAUGACUCGACCAUGGCAGAUAAACACCUCGAUAACUUGCUAAUUCGGGAGAAAGCCAAUUCUUUACCUGCAGAGGACCUCAGUAACCUGUGUGAGGUCAAAUACGCAAAAGGUAUCCCUAAAAAUGAGUCCAUCGAGCAGAGGGCUGCCAGAAUCUUGGGUAUAGCUGUUCCAGUGGAGUCCUUGGGUGUGGUUGACAACCAGGACAGUAUUGAUACCUAUGUAGUUGAGAAACUACACAGUCAGGGUGAAGAAACACAGCAGGUGAUAGGAGAGUGUGAGCUAGUCAACUAUGAGACCCAGAAUGUUCAGGGAGCAGAGACAGAGGAGGUCAAGGGGACAGAAUCAGGAGGAGACCACAAGGAAGGAAACAGACAAAAGCACAGCAGCAACCACAGUGAUGGGGAAGACACUGAGAUUCAGUCGUGCCUGGUAGUACUUGACCUGCCCGAGUUCCCGCCUCAAAUGCUUCCCCUAUCCCUUCCCGUCCCCCCCGAGGACAAGCUUUCACUCAGUACUUGCAGUGUGGAGAGGAGGGGGCAAGGUGGAGCAUGCAAACUAAUCGAAUCCUUGCAAGAUCGGCUAACAUCUUUCGCUGCUGCAUCUGUCACAUCGCUGGGCAAGUCAACCCCAGACAGAAUGGCCCGUCUGAAAGAGCUGUACUCAGUGUCUCGAAUAAGACGCCUCAGCCUCAAAGGUUCAGAGUCUGAAGGAGCAGUUAAUUCUGAAGAGAGAGACUGUGACAGAAAGGAGAGUGAAGUUCAGGAAGUCACAAAGGAGGAAGUUGUGGAGCAACAAAAAGAAAAAAUAUAUAAAAAAACAGAGGAAGAAGGGAAGGGGGAGGAGAACCCAUAUGAGCAUGAGACUGCACAUGAAACACAUGACAAGUUGGGAGAUCCUACAGAAGAUUGUACACCUAAAGAAGAGACGAAUGAAGCGAUAUAUGAGGAAGAGCAAAGAGGAGAAGAGGAAGAUAUGAAUGUUGAGAUUGCACUAAAAGCUGGAAAUCAAAGAAGUAAAGAAGUAGAUGUGGAAUUAAAAACAGUAAAAUCCAACGGAGAAGGGAAGGUUAAAAUUGUGGAGGAUGACAAAGAAAAACCUUUGGAGAGAGUGAGAGAUGGACAGAAUACAGUACAGGUCAGUAGAGAUGAGGCUACUCAAGACAUUGAGGGAUUAAAGUUACCCAAACCAAAGCAGCGCACCAAGCUGCAGAAACCUCCUCUUCUUCCGAAACCUCGCAGUGUUCCCAAGAGAGAAAUAACGCUGCCUCUUAGCUUAAGCACUGGGACCUGUGGCCGCUCAAAUACAGAGGAUGAGGAGAUGCUCUCAGCAUCAGACUCCUACGACCCCAGUCAAGUCGAGAGAGUGUAAUCUAUGGCACUGCCUUCGCCAGUGUGGAAAUCUGUCUUGCUCAAGUUAACAGCUUUUUCCAACAACAAAGAUUUUCAUUUCACCUUGAGGUUCUGUCAGCCGCGACCUCUCCAAUAUUGUUACACAUUACUUGUCACUGAACCGACUGUCCUGGUGCUGCAAGAGCAUUUUUACAGCCAUAUAAAGGCACCGCCGGUGCCAAUUCUCCAGGCCUUUUCAACCUCGGCUUCCUCGUCCUUCCAUUUUCUCCAGUGGUUUAUUUGCUCAAGCAAGUUGACUUCCUCCUUUUGAAAUUGUCUCACGAUUUUGCUUCUGGAAAAAUGCAUGUCAUUAUUCCUGUCUGCACUUGGGCUCCUUCUCGAGCUUGGGUGUUGAAAAAUGAAUGUAAAAGUGCUUCUGCUCAAUAAACAAAAGAAAUGUAACAGGAAAAAAACAAGAAGGCAACAGCAUUGCAUUACAAUCAGUAUUAACCUACACCAAAUGUAAAUAAGAAAGAGUUAAAAGAUUUUAUUAAGAAUAUAAAAAUCCAUUUAAGUCAUUUAAUUACUGAAACAUUUUAUAUUUUCUUAUCUAUGUUAAGAAAAGACUAGCUUUUUGGAAAUGUAGUCUUUGGGUGUAUCACUAACAAUGAAACCCCCUGUUCUUUAUUCUUAUACUUGUGUGAUAGAGAAUGUACGCAAAGAGCAUUGCAAUGAGAAACACUGUGGUCCUCGAAUAGUUUCACUCAAGAGCAAUAUAAUCAUCAUGACAUGAUUUGAGUAGCAAGCUUUUUUUUGGUUACCAGUGAGCACCUGAUAAUACUCAGAGAUUACAUUUAUCCUGUUCUUUGGCACUGUCAGUCUCCACAUCAGCAGUCAACGUCGUGCAUCUAAUUUUAAGUGUUAUUUCAGUUCGUCCUCAUACAGUUGAAGAAGAAAAUCUAUAUUUUAUGGCAUUAGCAGAAGUCUAUAUUUAACUGUGGAGUUUUCCUUUUUUCAGUGAUUUCAGAAGUGCUUUUUUUUUUGGCAGGAAAUGAUCGAUGAAGCUAUAUUGAUCGUAGUGUGCCUUGUACACACUGUUUCUGUGGAGAGUGUCAUUCGUGUGUCACAUCCCAUGUUGUCGGUUUACGAAUAUGUAAACUAAUUUAAACUGGACAUCAGUGAUUAAUUUUACUUUGAAGAAAACGUUUGGCGUUGUUUUGGCAAUAAUAAUGAUAAUAAUAGUAUUUCAUCUGAAGAAACUUAAUAUUGAUGCUGUACAGAAUACUAAUGUUGGAAUACUAAUUACAGUAUCUGUAUUUAUGUUCAAUACUUUAAUGUUGACAUAUCAGUGCUUUUGUGUGUUGUGGGAAUAACUGGCAAUUGGUUUACACUCACGAGCAAUACAAGAAAUAGAAAAAAACAUACCAAACCAAACCAAACUUUAUGCUAUGCAUUGGACAUCUACAUUUCCUGGGUGUAAUACCAAAAUUUAAAGUUGAAAAUCCUGCAACUUCUUGUUCUGCUUGUUUGACCCCGUCACUCUUUGAUCCAGUAUUUGGUUACCAGUGAGCACCUGAUAAUACUCAGAGAUUACAUUUAUCCUGUUCUUUGGCACUGUCAGUCUCCACAUCAGCAGUCAACGUCGUGCAUCUAAUUUUAAGUGUUAUUUCAGUUCUCAUACAGUUGAAGAAGAAAAUCUAUAUUUUAUGGCAUUAGCAAAGUCUAUAUUUAACUGUGGAGUUUUCCUUUUUUCAGUGAUUUCAGAAGUGCUUUUUUUUUUGGCAGGAAAUGAUCGAUGAAGCUAUAUUGAUCGUAGUGUGCCUUGUACACACUGUUUCUGUGGAGAGUGUCAUUCGUGUGUCACAUCCCAUGUUGUCGGUUUACGAAUAUGUAAACUAAUUUAAACUGGACAUCAGUGAUUAAUUUUACUUUGAAGAAAACGUUUGGCGUUGUUUUGGCAAUAAUAAUGAUAAUAAUAGUAUUUCAUCUGAAGAAACUUAAUAUUGAUGCUGUACAGAAUACUAAUGUUGGAAUACUAAUUACAGUAUCUGUAUUUAUGUUCAAUACUUUAAUGUUGACAUAUCAGUGCUUUUGUGUGUUGUGGGAAUAACUGGCAAUUGGUUUACACUCACGAGCAAUACAAGAAAUAGAAAAAAACAUACCAAACCAAACCAAACUUUAUGCUAUGCAUUGGACAUCUACAUUUCCUGGGUGUAAUACCAAAAUUUAAAGUUGAAAAUCCUGCAACUUCUUGUUCUGCUUGUUUGACCCCGUCACUCUUUGAUCCAGUAUUUGAUGUUGGACGUGUUGGAUCUAGUUGUAGACGUUCAUAGAAGUAGCUGUGACUGGAUGCUUAGAGCGAGGUUUCGUGUUUGUCCUGUUGCCCACCCGGGCGCUGUACCUCUGUGUUCCAGGUAAUGUGUUCAUUAUGACCGUUCUCGUAGGUCUUUUUGUACUUCUUUGUAACAUGAUAUAGACUAUUGUGCACAUCUUGCUUUGAUAUUUUCUAUUUUCAUACAGAAGUAUGUACAGCUUCUUUUGUAUGAGCGUAGCAUUUUUCUUUUCUUUUCAUUUUCUUUUUGUUUGCAUGAAAUGCGUAAGAAGUCACAGAGAUAGGGUGUAUUUGCAUAUAAUUGCAUUUGUUACUAUUUAGUAUAUCCAAUAAAUAACUUAUAUUUCAUACAAUGUAUAUUUUCUUUAAAAAAAAAUUCUGCUACAUAUUUGAAAACAGAACAAGGUAUUUUUAGAUUGUUGUGAAAAGGGAACUGUUUUUGAAGGCACACUAUUUGUCUGUAUUUGAAAUGAUCAUAUACACUGACGAUGAUCAGAAAUAGAGACGUGUGUGCUAUUGUACAGUACUGCAGACUAUUUAUAAACAAAAGUCUUUGCAUGAAA